UCUGACUUCAAAAUCCUGUUUGGUCUUCCACACGAUUUGAAAAGUGAACGAACAUAUCAACUCCCUAAUCGCAGCCUUCACCUUAUUGGGUCUACGAAGCGAUUGAUCGCCUGCGGAACUGAUCGGAACCGCGUUUUGCAGACGAAGUCAAUCUAUCAACUAGGCAGUUCCGUCGCCAGUGCAGGAGCGAGAGAAAUUGGACGUCAUGGCAGCGAGGCAGCAGCAGCAGCAGCAACAGUUUUCCGGGGACCGGUUUACUUCUCACAUUGCCGGAAUGUCCAAGAGCCAGCUCUAUGACAUCAUGUCCCAGUUGAAGGUUUUGAUUGAUCAGAACCAGAAACAAGCAAGGCAGAUUCUAAUAGAAAACCCUCUUUUAACCAGAGCUCUCUUCCAGGCGCAAAUUAUGCUUGGAAUGGUGCAACCUCCACAAGUGAUGCCUAAUGUUCAGCAGCAAAUCUUGCCCCAAUCAGUACAGGCAGGACACAAGACAAUUAUUCAGACUGGUCAACCAUUGUCAGCUCAACCUGGAUUACAGGUUCAAAAAAAUUCACAACCUUCAGUCCCAGCCAAGCAGCAACAACCCCAAUACCCAUCCAUUUCCAUCCCUCCUGCUUCUGUUCCACCACCAGGGAAUUAUCAGUCUCAGCAAAUGAUUUCAAGUCCUGCACAUUUAGCACAGCAAGCUAAGGGGUUUUUCAGUGGUCCUCAUGGCCUGCCUCCCCAUUCUUCUCAGAUUCGUAACCUUUCCCACCCCCCUCAUCCUCAUUCUCAUUUCCCAAUGCUUCAAUCCCACGUGCCCAUGGUAUCUAGCCAACCACAGCCAUCUUUACAGACUCCUGGAAUGUUUCACCAGCCACUUCAACCACCCCUUCCACAGCAGCCUAGGCCUCCUAUGCAACCUUUCUCACAUCAGUUACCCUCACAGAUGCCACACGGCCUUGGUUUUCCACCAUCAAGCGCACCUCAGCAUCUUUUGUCUCCACCUUUGUUUCAUUCCGGUAGCUUACCUCCGACUUCUUUCCCACAAGGGCAACCGCCACUACCAAAUCUGCCACCACCUCAGCAGUUUUAUCAGGGUGGGUCACUAAUGAGUUCAGACUACAGAAACCCCGCAGGAACCUUCAUGCAUGCUGAAAGAGGACCUUGGAUACCAGGCUUAACAGAAAAACCCAAUGCUGGCCCAUUGGCAGGCCCAUCACCACCAUCCCUUGGCCAGAUAGCCACCGGCCCCGUUGGUCAGCCACCUCGUUUGCCACUGUUAUCACCUGAGAUGGAGAAGGCUGUACUUCAGCAAGUGUUGAUGCUCACACCCGAACAAAUUAACCUCCUGCCCCCUGAGCAAAGAAACCAGGUGCUCGAAAUUCAGGAAAUAUUGAGGUAGCACUGAUGAUGAAGUUCUCAGAGACCAAAGAUUUAAAACAAAAAUGCUUCAAAGAGUAGUUAUCAAAGCUGAUCUUAUGUUUGGGGCUUUCUCUUCUGUGAUUUGAACCUGAUCUUACUGCACUCCUUUUAUGUAUGAUCUGGCUCGCAAGUUUAACAGAUGGGUUAGUAGUUCGUAGAGAUGGCAUAGAAUUUACGAAAUUGCUGAUUUGGAUUUGAAAUUAUUUGAUAUCUUUUCCUUAUGUUCUUUAAAUUUUCAUCUGUUCAA
Dendrobium catenatum is the source of this 1648-nucleotide messenger RNA. Its product is annotated as cleavage stimulating factor 64. Gene Ontology annotation, biological process: mRNA 3'-end processing. The coding region runs from base 206 to 1381 and encodes 391 amino acids. The transcript is spliced from 7 exons. NCBI's taxonomy places the organism in Eukaryota, Viridiplantae, Streptophyta, Magnoliopsida, Asparagales, Orchidaceae. The record is from RefSeq and is a predicted model, not a curated record.